Messenger RNA from Panicum virgatum (switchgrass), 900 nucleotides. RefSeq lists its product as uncharacterized. The record is from RefSeq and is a predicted model, not a curated record. NCBI's taxonomy places the organism in Eukaryota, Viridiplantae, Streptophyta, Magnoliopsida, Poales, Poaceae. The transcript is spliced from 2 exons. Gene Ontology annotation, molecular function: zinc ion binding. The coding region runs from base 263 to 814 and encodes 183 amino acids.
UUUGCCCUGCUAGCGCGCCAUGCUGGACAGAAGUCCACACUGGCCCCUUGCCUAGCUGUCAGGGCGGGAAAAGAGGGGGCUUUUCCGGGCUCUCCCUCCCUUUCCCUCCAGAACAUGUUAAAUGGCGCCAAAAGUAGAAGGAAGUGAAGGAGGAGCAGAGUUCAGGAGGAGAGGAGAGGAGUGAGAAGGGGAGGGAAAGCUCGUGGCCCUGGCGGAGUCCAGUUUCCGUUCGUCUGCGUCGGGUGCCAGCGGCCGCAGAGGCAUGGGAGGGAUGCGCGCACCCGUGCUGUACCAAGAGGGCCCUCUUGCUUAUGAGCCGACGGUUUUCUGCAGAUGCGACAGGAAAGCGCCGCGUUGGAUCUCAUGGAGCGAUGAUAAUCCGGGGCACAGGUAUUUCAGAUGCAUUGCCGCACGGACAAUCAACGAUUGCGGUUUCUAUGUAUGGAUUGAUGGGGAGCACACGCCAUUUUUGAAGAACUUGCUUUUGGAUCUUCGUGAUGCAGUUUGGAACCUAAGGAAUGAGAAUGCCCAACUGAAGCAACUCAAUCAGCAAGGCACUAGUGAUGCGGUUUGCAACUUGAGGAGGGAGAAUGCUCAGCUAAAGCAGAUGAAUGAAAAGCUGCAGAGGAGCAAUGAAGUUAUGGAGGCUGGCAUGAAGGCAAAGAUUAAAGAGUUGGAGGACAAGGAUGCUACAUUGGCAGCCAUAGCCACCAUGUUCAGAUCUGGAAGUAGUUGUAGCUCAUUUAGCUGGGUUUGGGUUGGUGCAGGUUUUCUAUGUGGCGUGUGUUUUGGCCUGAUGUUUAGUGCAAUGUGAGUCAUGCUAAACUGAUGUAAGGUCUUUUUGUUGUGCUUUGUGAACUGACUAAUGGUAAUGGAAUGCAAUUUAAUGCUUGUGAGAAA